AAUUCCAUGCCCACUGGGACGAAGUCAAGAAACAACAAUUAACCAAUUCGUGGUGCUUUCAUAUUCUCUACCGUCUUCUCUUUCUCUUCUUGGUCUACUUUGCCGUAACCAGACAGAUAAUGUAGUACCACAAACAGCAUUGACAACGAUAAUUACAACAGAAGACUGUUUCGAUUCUUGAUUCUUCAAUUCUCAGUUUCCUUGUUUUCGGUUUUUUGGAUGAAUCUGAUUGCAUCCUGACCUCCGCGAAUUCGAUUCUUCCCCCUUUUUUUUUUUCUUCUUUUUCUUUUUCCGGGGACGGAAUGAAGAGUUCUCUGAGAAGAUUGCGAGGCUUGGGGCUUCUCAAGUACGGCGGCGGUGACCGCAGGAACCGACGCGACGUUCACCCUUUAUCUCAAUUGGACGAGCUUACCGAGGCUUCUAAGGAGAUGCAGGACAUGAGAGAUUGUUAUGAUAGCUUACUUUCUGCUGCUGCAGCAAUAGAAAAUUGUGCUUAUGAAUUUUCGGAGUCAUUGCAAGAAUUUGGCACUUGCCUGCUUGAGAAGAUUCCACUGGUUGAUGAUGAAGAAAGUGGUAAGGUCCUGUUGUUGCUUGGGAAAGUGCAGUUUGAAUUACAGAAACUUGUUGACAGCUAUAGGUCUCAUAUAUCCCAGACAAUUACAAACCCGUCAGAGUCCCUACUUAAUGAACUUCGGACAGUUGAGGAAAUGAAACGGCAAUGUGAUGAAAAAAGAAAUGUGUAUGAAUACAUGGUAACAAGACACAGAGAAAAAGGAAGGUCAAAAAAUGGGAAAGGUGAAAGUUUUUCGACACAGCAGUUACAAGCAGCUCAUGAGGAAUAUGAUGAGGAGGCAACCUUUUUUGUUUUCCGUUUGAAAUCUCUGAAACAAGGACAAACAAGAAGUCUUCUUACACAGGCUGCAAGGCACCAUGCUGCUCAGUUGUGCUUUUUCAAGAAGGCUCUCAAGUCUCUUGAAGCAGUUGAACCAAAUGUGAAAAUGAUCAGUGAGAAGCAGCAUAUUGAUUACCACUUCCCUGAACUUGAUGACGGAACUGAGUUUGACAAUGAUGAUGAUGAUGAUGAUGAUGAUGAUGAAGAUGUCGACAGUUAUGGUGUGCAUGAUGAUGGAGAAUUGAGUUUUGACUAUGGACAAAAUGACCAGGAACAAGAUGAUGUUUCUGAAUCUCGAAACUUAAUGGAGUUAGAUCAAGGAGGCAUUACAUUUCCCCAAGUUACGACAUUGGAGACUGCAAUGGGAAACCUAGACAGAAGUUACAGGAAUUCUUUUUCUUUUAGAGGUGAUAUUAGGAACAGCAGCCAAUCAGCACCGCUAUUUUUUGAAAAGAGGUUGGAUUCUGCUGAUAAAUUUAUGCAGAAGCAACCAUCAUUCACACGGAAGCUCAACUCAUAUGUAUUACCUACACCAGGUGAUACAAAGAGUUCACGUUCUAUAGGAUCAGUUAAUCCACCGCCUCAGACUUCAAAGAUAAGUUUGAGUGCAAAUACACGCAAUCUGUGGCAUUCAUCGCCUCUGGAAAAAAAGAAAUAUGAAACGACUUUGGGAGAGGAGGAAUUUUCUGGACCUGCUGUUACAAAAAGGCAGUCAGUGCUAAGAGAGAGCAACAAGAACAGUACAUCAUCCCGACUACCUCCUCCUCUUGCAGAUGGGGUUACAUUUCCACGUUAUAGUGCAGUUGGUGCUUCUGAUUAUAAGAAAACGAAAAGACAAGCCUUUUCUGGUCCAUUGAUAAGUAAACGACCAUGGCCUUCUAAGCCCAUGUUGGUAGAACAUCCUCCAUUGUUCUCUGGACCAAUUCUGAGAAAUCCAGUGCCUCAACCACCAUCAUCAUCUCCAAAAGUAUCACCAAGUGCGUCCCCUACUUUUACGUCCUCUCCUAGAAUAAAUGAGCUUCAUGAGCUUCCUAGACCCCCAGCCAGUUCAACAUCCAGUUCUUCGAGACCCUCAGGUUUGAUUGCUCACUCAGGCCCUUUGGUUUCUGGAGGUCAUGUGCUUUCUGCUACAAAUAAAUCAGUAAUGUCAAAAGCAGCUUCUCCACUGCCACAACCACCGCAGUCUAUCACUCGCAGUUUCUCCAUACCCUCUGGCACUCAGAGAGUUAUGGCAUUACCUGUCUCUAAGCCACCAAAAGCUGCUGACAGUUCUGUGAUCAUUGAAGACAUUGCCUCGCCCCCUCUAACACCGUUAUCUUUACCUAGAGGAGCCAAUUGACAACGUUUUUCAUAGGGAUAAUUGUCUGAGCUGUGGGGCAAGAUUAUCUUCACCAUUUCGUAGAGUUGCUGAUAUGUAUAUAUUCAGUGAAUGGUAUUAUUUUUUCCUUUUUUGGUUUUUUUUCCUCAUCCGUCUUAGCCUAUUUCGACGAACACUAGGCCUAAUCAAUCAGUAUGUGCCAUGUGUUCUAUCAUUUCAGAAAUUUUGGGUUUUCUCCAAUGCAAUAAUAAUAGUUACAUCCAUUUUUUCCUCCAGAACUCUUUACUUUGCAAUAUUCUGUGUAGUGAUUUGUGGUCAUAACAGUUCUUU
Rubroshorea leprosula is the source of this 2540-nucleotide messenger RNA. The record is from the annotation of a GenBank genome assembly. Lineage: Eukaryota; Viridiplantae; Streptophyta; Magnoliopsida; Malvales; Dipterocarpaceae.